Messenger RNA from Saccostrea cuccullata (small rock oyster), 3225 nucleotides. RefSeq lists its product as uncharacterized. Lineage: Eukaryota; Metazoa; Mollusca; Bivalvia; Ostreida; Ostreidae. The coding region runs from base 53 to 1792 and encodes 579 amino acids. The transcript is spliced from 4 exons. The record is from RefSeq and is a predicted model, not a curated record.
GGAGAAUGGAGUAGAAGAGUUUGUAAAUCCUUUACUUCCAGGGAAUAAUCCGAUGUAUGCUUCAAUUAACAAGGAGAAGUCAAAGAAGAAAGAGGAAAUGAAAUUGAAAAUAAGAAAGCUAAACAUUCUGCAGAGGUACUUGGUUCACAUCUUAAGCAGAGAGAUAAAGGCUAAGGAUUUAAAGGAAAAAUCAAUCAUUCACUCUAAAUCCCUUGGAGAACAUUUCACAGAACCGGUUCUACAGGAUCUUUACAGUGUUGAGAAGUCUGAUGAUUGCAAUAGGCUGGACAUGUCCUUGGUAUUUGCUUUGCUUAGAAACUUCUGUGUAAAUAUCAAACCACCAACGAGAGGGUGGGACUAUGAACCUCCAGAAGAUGAAGAGACAGUUGGAGCUGACAUUGAGAGGAUCCGAUCUAUGUGGAAUAAAUACUGUGAUAAUAAUUAUGACUUUCAGAAUUUAGACGAUGUCUUUAAUAGAAUGAAGAAUAAAUACGGAACUUUAGCUGUUCAGAAUGAUCCAGAAUUACAAAAUAAAGCACAAGAUGAGAUGGAAGGUUUUACAGAUUUAAAAGAAAAAAUACAGAGUAUUAAGCUGAAUCCAGACUGCACUGUUGAGAAAGGCAUUGUGAUAACUGGAGGGUUAAAGUUAGCUCUUGACUCUCUUGAAGCGGGAAAUAUCGUAAUUUGUAAAGGAGCCAUAGGAUGUGGUAAAACUCAUGCUUUAAAAGCAAUCCAGAACAAAUAUGAAGAGAAAGGAUGGAAAGUAAGAUGGAUGGAGGAAAAAUUUCUUCCUCUAGAAGAAAAUAUGCAAAGUGAAACAAUGGUGAUUUGUGACAAUCUUUUUGGAAGUUAUGGUUGUAAUACCUUUUCCUUAAGUGGAAUAUCAAGUAUUGAAAAUUUACUUGAGAGUAUGCGGGAAAAAUCAAGGGGUUUUAAAGUUGCUUUUGGAAUACACCAACAUGUAUUUGAUGAAGUCAAGAGAAAUCAUAAUCUAAAACUCCUUCAAAAUAAAAACCUGACUGUUGAUUUAGACAAGCUAACAAAAUCAGAAAUGCUGCUAAUUUUGAAAGAACAACAAAAAGAGGGUCACUGUAAAACAGAUUCCAAUUGCUGGUUUAAGGAUGUUGACCUCACACUUGUGAUUGAUAAACUCAGAGAAAAUCAGGGGCAUAUAGGAAACCCGUUUCUCAGUUUGAUGUACUGCCAUCAUCAUGAUUUAUUUUCUGAUGCAGCUUUCACCAAAAACCCUAUACAGUCAUUAACACAACGUUUUCAGAAAAUGCGAGACGGUUCAGUUGACUAUCCCAGUCUUGUUUACUUGAUGUGUGUUAUAAAGCACAAACAUGGGGAUGAGUUAACUUCCUGGGCAGGUACAGUUGACGCAUUUUUAACCAAAGAUGCUUUUCAAAAUGUGGCAAAAAUGUCUGGAUUCGUCCGAGUUGAAAAUGGUGUUGAAAAACUUAGUCAUGAGGUCUUGACAAUAGCUUUAUUCAAAGCAGCCGCUUCUGUAGAGGAAGUUUUCUUACCAGUUGUUCAGCAUUGCGAAAUAGAAAUCUUACUACAACUGAUACGACCUAAUGAAUAUAGCAAUAUCAAUACGGAAUUUACCUACAGUUUUGCUUAUCCACAGGCAAACAAGACUCAAGUUAGAAACAUUGGCAAACGUUUAGUUAAAAGAUUUGCAGAUGCCUUCAAGGCAGACUGGGACAAUAUGAAGCACCCUCUGAAAGAUCAUGCCUUUUUCAAAGAGAAAUUUGAGCGUUAUUUAUCUAAUGACCCAAGAGAAAAAUAAAAUUUCUACAUGGAGACUCCGAUGAUAAAACGUUGACUUUGAGUAAGGCUAAGCUAAGAUCAGGAUGGAAUAAAUUAAGCACGGUAGAUUUAAAAUGAAACGAGGUGCACAUACAUGUAUACAUGCCAUGGGAUUGUGUGUAGGUGCUCUUAUUUAUCAAUUUAAUUUGUCCUUCCUUUCGUCUGUCAAAUUUCCUUUUCCUGUAGCAUAUUAUCUCCUUGUUGGCAUCACAGUGCUCUAAUUCCAACCAAACAGUAUCCAUAUAUAGAGUGUCUUUGGGUCGACGGGGUGAAGUAACAUUUAACCAAUUUUCGUACCUUAAUCAAAGGUCAAGGUUGAUAAAAUCUGUGUAAAAUUCUUGUCUGGUAUGUAUUUUCCCCGCUGGCCAAGUCAGGCUCAGACUUUAAAGUCCAUGUUCUGUUUAUGCUUUCUCUCCAGUUUGACAAGUUGGACUCAUACUUCACUCACGGAGUGUGAGUAGUGAUUAAUCAUUAUUUUCUAGAUUUGAUAUAGGUCAAGAUCGUAAAUGUCUGUUAAAAAUUAUGUCAUUAGCAUGUUUCUUUCCUCUAGAUGUUGACCUUGUCAGACUUUGUCAGACUUUCACUUACCCAUUUGAGUCCCAAGUGAGUAGAAAAUACCAGUGACCCUAAACAAAUUUUCUAGAUUUUCAGCUUCAAUUUUCUCAGGACAUGUGCUUAGUAAGGAAAGGUCACGCGUCGCCGUCUACUUGUUUAUUUAAAACUGAAGCCGUUCGCCUACCAUCCCAAUUAUAGCUGAUUGAAUCUAAGCUGAGGGAAAGCGUGCAGAAAUUCCAUGCUUUAGGGCGCAUACGCAAAUUCAUAAAAAGAAUGCAAUAUAAAAAAGAAUGUGAGUGAAGGAUUAAAAAGAUAUUUGAAAUCAUUACAUUCAUUUUAACAAACCAAAUAUACCAGUACCCGGAUUCAUAAUAUUAGACUGCAUUAUCUAUAGUUAGCUCCCUGAAAUGUCAGAUUUAUUCGAAUCUCGUGAAAUUUGGAUUAUAAGGUUUAAGUGCAGAAUGGAAACAAGGUGUCUAAUUUUUAAAGUACACGUUUCAAUCUUUUCAUAAAAUCUACAACAGUUAUGAAAUUUUUCAACUCAUAAACUUACUGCAAUUAUCCCGUAUUUCAAGACAUUCGCUCGCUCCGUGAUUGGAAGGUCUCUGCCGCAGAUGACCUAAGUCAAUAAAAAAACUGGGCAGCAAAAGUUUCAAAUUACUUCGCAUAAUUAAUUACUGUAUUUGACCUUUCUGCACUCACAAAUUGUGGAUUUUCUUGCAUUGAAAAUUUAAAAAGCAAGAAAAUUAUUUUAAAGUCUUAAACUUUUGCAGAAUUUAAACAGAUAGGUUAAAGUUUUUUAAAAUAUCAGUAUUCAGAAAGGAACAUCAAACGUGGGGGUAUAUGAUGUAAAUUUUU